CCACCUGCCAGUCCACUAACCCACACGACUCAAUUUUUGUUGCGCGUAAGGCAUGCACAUACACAGACACACUACAGUAAUCUCCGCCCUCUUAACUAUUUAUAUAAUGCACUCUUUUUGUCACUCUUUUCUCUCUUUUUAAACCACACACACCUGAAAAACCUACAAAAAUUUAUACAAAUCACACAAAAAGAACAAACAAAAACUAUGAGUUUGAGUAGUAUACCAUUAAAAGAUAUGACUAGUAGUAGCAAUAAUAACUCUUUAGUAGAAGAGAAAUUUUGUUCUUACUAUGAAGAGUGGCUAAAACAACUAGAACUCCAUCUUCAACAGCUUGUUUUAGGUCAUCAGCUUGACUAUGAAACCAUGGUUACAACCUUUACUACGCACCACAAAGAGUACUACACAGCCAAAUGGGCUGCAGCCCAUGAUGACAUCUUAGCUUUCUUUUCACCUCAAUGGGUUAGCCCACUUGAGUCAGCUUUUACUUGGGUCACAGGUUGGAAACCUUCCACAGUUUUUAGGGUAGUUGAUUCACUUCGUAAAACCCGGGCUCCUCUUACUAGCUUGGCCCAACUAAGUGAUGAACAAGCCCAAAAGAUUGGGGAGCUUGGUGUGAAGAUAAAGUUGGAGGAACAGAAAGUUGAUAGAGAAAUGGAAAGGCAACAAGUGGCUAUGGGGGACUUGAAGAUGGUGGAGUUGGCUAGGGUUUCGAGUCGAGUUAAUGCUAACGAGUCGAGUCGAGUUGAUAAGAUAGUGGGUGUAGCGGUGAAGGGGUUGUUUGAUGGGUUAGAGAAAGUAAUGAAGAUGGGUGAUUAUGUGAGGCUUAAGGCUUUGAAGGGUGUUUUGGAUGUGCUUAGUCCUAGACAAAAAGUGGACUUUUUGGCUGUUUUUGCUAUGCUUCAAAUACAAAUCAGGAAAUGGGGGAAACAAAGAGCUCUUAUUAAUAUUGCUAAUGAUAGUAGUAAUCUCUCUGUAGAUAAUCUGCUUUGAUUAGUUUCAUUCUUUCAGCACUAAUUUACUUCUAUAGUUUUGAAUAACCAUACCCUAUCUGUUUUAUCAAUAAAAAGUUACUCAAUUUUCCCUCGCUCUAGUAAAGAAUACCUCACCAUCUCCUAUUACAUCUAUCUUUGUAAUAAGUUAAUAUUUGAUAAUUACGCUAUAACUUAUUACCUUAAAUUACGUGUAUUUAUGAAACGGAAGGAGUAUAUGUAAAUGAGGUUGAUCUCCUUUGCA
This is a messenger RNA of Beta vulgaris subsp. vulgaris (sugar beet), 1236 nucleotides long. RefSeq names its product protein DOG1-like 4. The transcript has a single exon. Gene Ontology annotation, biological process: DNA-templated transcription. NCBI's taxonomy places the organism in Eukaryota, Viridiplantae, Streptophyta, Magnoliopsida, Caryophyllales, Amaranthaceae. The coding region runs from base 208 to 993 and encodes 261 amino acids. The record is from RefSeq and is a predicted model, not a curated record. Gene Ontology annotation, molecular function: sequence-specific DNA binding.